AUGCGCAUCCUGCUGAUUCGGCACGGCGAGUCUGUUGACAACGUUGCCGGCUCUCGCGACUCACCCCUUACCAACCAUGGCGUUCUCCAAAUCAAGCGGUUAGGUGAUCAUCUCGUGAAACGUCAAGAUGUGAUAGGGCCCAUCACGCAUAUUUUCACCUCGAACCUCCAAAGGGCCUACCACACAGCCAUGGCCAUCGCCGACGCCCCGUUUCCCGCAGGUGGCGGAGGGUCCGAAGCUCGGCGCGAAGUGCCUGUCCAGGUCUGCCAGUUGCCAGAGUUGCGAGAGAAGGACUACGGGUCGUUAGAGGGCAAGAAAUAUAGCGUCAGAGGUGGACACAGCACCACCAGUAGCUUAUCUCAGUCCGACUCGGAAACCCAUGAUGCUAUGAAGACGCGAAUUGACCGGUUUCUGGACUCUACCUUGGUCCCGGUCCUUGAUAGACAAGUGUCUGACCACGUCGCCGUCGCCGUAGUGGCACAUGGUGUUAUCCUCGGCGUUGUCUUGAAGGUAUUGCUCGAACGAUUCCCUACGGGAGAAUCUCCUUCGGGAUUUCAGAGCAACAGCCGAGAGAGUGCGGCCGAGCUGGUCGGAAUGUGGAGCAACACCGGCGUCCUCCAAGCUAAAAUAGAAUUGGACGAACCCGCGUCCAGCGCAGGCAGCCAGAGCAAGGCUCAGAGCCGAUCGGACCCGAAGAGGGUGUUCCGCCUCACCAUUGAAUUGGCCAAUAACCUCGAACACCUAGGGGGUCUGAAGAAGACCCGGGGCGGCAUCGGUAGCGCCAAGUUUGACUCGCGACAGCGGACUAUGGACUCUUUCUUUGGUAAUGCUCCCAAAAAGCGAAAGCUUGACGAAGCACAAGGCUGAGGAUUAGGGUACGUUGUUUUCCAUCAUUUCCUAUAUACCAACCCUUUUCUAUGAUGAGAGCACAUAACUCACAGACCUGUUCUGAAUUCUAUGUGGAAACAUUUAUGUCCAACCGCUGUCUGAAAUGACCAACCUACCCGGUUCCUAUCACCCGCACAUUUUUUGCGUAUCCACCGCUAACCUGGUCCCUAUUCACCAGAUCUCUCCCGGGGACGCAAUUGGGCGCCCGGCUGAUUAGAUGUGCGCCUCUUUUGGAAGCCGUGAUAUGUACGAACCAUGACCACAAUAGCGAUCU
Molecule: messenger RNA, 1162 nt
Organism: Durotheca rogersii
Lineage: Eukaryota; Fungi; Ascomycota; Sordariomycetes; Xylariales; Xylariaceae
Product: phosphoglycerate mutase-like protein
Exons: 2
Coding region: 1-867 (288 amino acids)
Biological process (GO): positive regulation of DNA repair; regulation of pentose-phosphate shunt; negative regulation of programmed cell death
Cellular component (GO): cytosol
Molecular function (GO): fructose-2,6-bisphosphate 2-phosphatase activity
Source: RefSeq, a predicted model, not a curated record